Podarcis lilfordi (Lilford's wall lizard) is the source of this 3639-nucleotide messenger RNA. NCBI's taxonomy places the organism in Eukaryota, Metazoa, Chordata, Lepidosauria, Squamata, Lacertidae. The record is from the annotation of a GenBank genome assembly.
AUGGCCAAAGGUGAGUCUUUUCCUCACCUGACCAUCCUGAGAUAGCACCACAAAUUUCUGCAUGGUUUGCUUAUGACUUCAAGAUGGCAGAGAUUGGCAGAGAAGGAUGAGCCCAGGGGAAACACAUGUAAUAAAUGAAAAUCUGCCCUUAUUCCCUUAUGAGGGACACAAGGGCCCUUACAGAGUCCUUUGUAGGUUCUCCAUCGGUCGGAGAAAAGAACAGAGGCCAGCCAGAGAAUAUUGAGAAGCAAAGCAGCUCGUAAGCCUGAUCUUUAUUGAACUGUUGCAACAGGGUGCUCCCCUCUCAUGCAGGAAAGGAGGACCCAGAACCUAGGUGUGCCCGCCCCUAUAUAGACAUUUUUAAAUUGCCUGCCUUGGAGUCCAAGACCACCCCCAGAUACAUCAUACCUACAUCAAAGAAAGGGUGGUCUACAACAGAAAUCUGAGUGUGUUGUUUAUCUCCUGUCUGGCAGGUUACCUGUUAAUGGUCACUUGAUUGGAUACCCUGGGGAGCCUGGCCAGUCUUUUGUAAUGAUAAAUACUUAGUUCCUGAGCCAGGUCACAGGCUCACCCUAUUCAUACACAGACAUGCCCUUAAGACAGGAUUUGUGAAGGAAAAGACAAAGGGGAGGCUUUUCCAUUUUCCUUUGACCUUGCAGAGAAAACAUUUGGUCAGUUUGGGAGCCAAAAUGGUUCCAGGGCUGUUUUCCUGUGCUGCUUCAGACAUGUGGUUUAUAUAUUUAUGUAAGCGUUUGCUUGGUACAUUUAUGAACAUUUAUUAUACAGUGGUACCUCUGGUUGUGAACAGGAUCCAUUCCGGAGCCCCGUUCGCAACCUGAGCAGAACGCAACCCAUGUCUGCCCGUCUGCGCGGGUCAUGAUUCAUGCGCAUGCGCAUGAUGUAAUUUUGAGCGUCUGCACAUGUGUGAGUGGCAAAACCCGGAAGUAACCCUUUCCGGUACUUCCGGGUCGCCACGGGACGCAACCUGAAAAGAUUUAACCCAAAGCUUCUUUAACCUGAGGUAUGACUGUAUAUAUAAGACCUUAAUUUUUUUAUUUCAGUCACCCCUUUGGGAUUUUAAUUUUUUCUUAAAAAAUUCUUUGCCCCACAAAAUGUUAACCUGGUAUGUUUGCAAGUGUAGCAGUGCACAUAGCUGGAUAUAGGAUAUCUCAUAAAAAUAACACAUGUUGCAUUUUGUUACUAAAUUACUUGUGGCAUUAUAGCACUUUGGGAGAAACAUUUUCUCAAUAGUGGUCUAUGCUUUACAUUUAGCAGGGAGGUCCACCAAUAACUGAAAAUGCAGUUUGUUUUGUUUCUGCCUUUUUGUGUGUUCCCAGGUGUCAAAGUUAGUUCUCUGGUCUCACACCGCUAACAUACCCACAGCAACACCACCUGGUGAAUCCCCUUAGGGCUUUCCUCUUGACCAUGUCGCCUUGUCCCUGGCAUAGGUUUGGACAUUUCAUGAGAGAGAUGUCUUUGCCUUUGCCUUUCUAUGGGAUUGCAUUAUUAUUAUUAUUAUUAUUGGUGUUGGUCUUGCACUCUAGGAAAGUUGCUCAGUUGUUCAAUAUUUGCCAUGUUUUUGGCUUGAUCAGGCCCUUACAUAAAAAUUAUUUAAGCAAGCUUGUAUUUGAAAAAACAACAAUUUCACAUUUAUGAUAAACAGCUGCUCAAUGUUGCCUUUAAGGCCUAUUUAAACACUGGAAAAACAUUUCUUAACCUUCUUAAAUCUUGGAGAUGCCACUCGCAUCCCCUUGAUCAAGAAGGAGUGAGAAACGCAGACAGCAGAGGGGGCAACACCUAGGAAGGAGCAGUGAGCGCCCGAGAGAAUGCGCCUUGUCUAUCUGCAUUCUCUGAAAUGCCAAAGCUGUCUCUCAAUAAAAGUUAAUGGGAAACUUCCAGCAAGUCUUGGCUCAGUUCCAGGAGGGCAGGACAUGCAUUGCCUCGACAAAUCUCUGGAGUGCCGCUUAUGGCUUCAAGGUGGCCACAAACAAGUCUUCUCCUUGGAUUGGGCUGAGGGUAGAAACUGUGGUCAGGGUGCCCACUGGAAAGAAACACCACAACACAUUUUCUGUGCACCCUCUAAUGGCAAGAGAAAUAGGGGUAGGAAAUUUCCCUUGUACAGUGGAACCUCGGUUUUCAAACGUAAUCCAUUCCAGAAGACCGUUCUAGUUCUGAAAUGUUUGAGAACUGAAAAUUCAAUACAGAAGCCUCCACACAAUAGGGAAACUCAAAACGGAAGCUGCGCAGCAUGUUCAACUUCCGAAAAGUGUUUGAAAACCGAAGCAUUUAUUUCUGGGUUUACGGCAUCCGAGUUCCAAAAUGUUUGUCAACAGAGACAUUCCAAAACAGAGGUUCCACUGUAGCUUCAAUAGAAUCACAGCACUGCAAAGUUGGAAGGGACCUCAAGGGUCAUCUAAUAAUAAUAAUACUUUAAUAUUAAUUUAUUACUUAUACUCCGCCCAUUUGGCUCGGGGCCCCCAGCCACUCUGGGUGGCUUCCAACAGAACAUUAAAAACAUGACGAGUUUGUAAUUUUUGUUGUAAUUUUGCACUGAAAAUAAAUAAAUUAUUAAAAAUAAAUAAAUGAUAAAACAUCAAACUUUAAAAACUUCCCUAAAGAGGGCUGCCUUCAGAUGUCUUCUAAAAGUCAGGUAGUUGUUUAUCAAUCUAGUCUGAUCCCCUGCAAUGCAGGAAUUGCAACUACCGCACCCGUGGCACAUGGCUAGCCAACCUCUGUUUAAAAACCUCCACGGAAGGAAAGUCCACCUUCCAGGGACGUCCAUAUCACUGUUGAGCAGCUCUUGGCAUCAGAAAGUUCUUCUUGACGUUUAGUCAGAAUCGCCUUUCUUGUAAAACAAAUUAGGUAACUAAUAAGUAGCACGCCUAUGAAACAUUUGUAAGACUUUUGUGUGUGUGUGUGUGUGUUAGUCUCAGGAACUUUGCUGACAUGGUAUUUUUUAUCUCUUAUUUAGCCAGAGCAGACAAAGAAUUGAGAAUUCUGCUCAUUGGCAAAACCGGAUCUGGGAAGAGUGCAACAGGAAACACCAUCCUGGGGGCUGAGAAAUUUAAAAGCACAUAUGCACUAGAUUCAACAACUCAGAUAUGCGAAUGUAAAGAAGCCCCUGUAGAUGGCAGGAUAAUUGUUGUUGUUGACACACCUGGGUUCUUUGAUACAAAAAUUAAGAAACGCUUCACGCAAAAUGAGCUUAAGGAGUGCAUUGAUAUGGUCUAUCCUGGAGCUCACGCCAUCCUCGUCGUGAUAAAAGCGGGCAAGAUCACAAAGGGGGACCAGGAAAUAUUUCAGAAAGUGAAAAGCCUCUUCAAGGAUGAAGGAAAGAAGUAUCUGAUACUUUUAGUCACCUAUAAAGAUGACUUAGAUAAGAAUCAUUUAACUAUAAAUGACUUCAUAGCAGGCGCUGAGGGGCACCUGAAGGAUCUAAUUGAGAUGUCCGAAAGACGAUUGAUUGCUUUUAACAAUGUGGCUGAUAAAGAAGAAAAGCAGAGUCAGGUGAAGGAGCUCAUUGAGAUGAUUGAUCGCUUGGUGUUACUCAAUGGCAGAACUCCACUGUACACCAAAGAACAAUUCAGAAAGGACAUGUACAACCCUUUGUGGAGUUGGCUUACGUCUUGCUGGAGUUAA